CUGGGAGCCGUAGUCUGGCCCUCACCUCCGGCUGGCUGCUGCAAAGCCGGCUGCCCGCAGCCUUGGGCUGCCCACUGCUUCACUCCUUGGAUGGAGUGCUCCGAGGAGCUGGAGAGCAGGCUCCUGACCCAGCCUUGGGCUUCUGUUUGCUUUGACAAGUCCACUUUUAUUGCCAAAGCUUGCUUUGGGGAUACAAGCUACAUGCUGCUGAUCUCCGACCUCAGCAGUGUCUGGUGCGAGAGUGCCGACGCGGAGGCUGUGGGGCAAAGGUCCAAGGAGCUGAACAAGCGGCUGACGGCCCACGUCUCCUCGGUCUUGCAGCGCCUGCACGGCCUCCUGAGCCCCGUGCUGGCAGGGCAGCCGCACGCCGCCACCUCCUUCUCCUGCCAGCGCCCGGCCGGAGGGCUCAGCCUGCGCGUGAGGAGCGAGCUCUCGGGGCUGCCCUUCUACUGGGACUUCCGCUGCCGCCCCGCUCCCGUGGCGACGGUGUGCCGUCACCUGGUGCGCCCCCUGAUAGGGAUGAGCCUGGCUUUGCAGCACCAGGUGCAAGAGCUGACCUCCCUGCUGCUCCGAAAGGAUGCUGAGAUUGAAGACUACAGGGAGAGCGGGGCCACUCUGAGCAGAGAUCGCCUGCGAACAGAGCCCUUCCGCGAGGAGACAUUUCUGCAGAACUUCAUGGCUGAGAGCCUGCCCCAAAUCUGCAGCGCAGGAGAUGGACACGCAUUCACCUCCGCUCUGCGGCAGCUCUACGUGGCGGUGACGCUGCAGGAGGCCAAGCAGGCUCGGAAACGGCAUCACCCAGAGGACACUGAGGACCUGGCGCCUAUUGCAGAAACCUCAGGGCACCCCGACCCGGCGCCCCAGUCACCAGCAGAUGAAACAGCAUCUUUGAGUGAGGAAGCCACGCCAACCUCCUCCCCGGUGCAGAAGCCCCGGCUACCUGUGGCCAAGGCCAAGCCGAAGAAGGCAAAAGGGCUCUUCAGCUGAGGGGUUGUUGCUGCUGUCCUGAGGGUCUCUGCUCCCACAGCACCUAAGAAAGGAUCACCACAUGUCCUGUGCCUCAUCUGCAUCUCCCUGUGGAUCCUUCUGGGGUCAUUCCUCACUGCCGAGGAGAUGGAGUUUCUUGUCCGCCUGCUGAUA
Messenger RNA from Phasianus colchicus (ring-necked pheasant), 1140 nucleotides. RefSeq names its product non-homologous end joining factor 1 (gene NHEJ1). Gene Ontology annotation, biological process: double-strand break repair via nonhomologous end joining. The record is from RefSeq and is a predicted model, not a curated record. Gene Ontology annotation, cellular component: nucleus; DNA ligase IV complex. Gene Ontology annotation, molecular function: DNA end binding. NCBI's taxonomy places the organism in Eukaryota, Metazoa, Chordata, Aves, Galliformes, Phasianidae.